ACUGAACUAAUUAGGUGGUUCUCUUAUGUGACAUGCGAGUGUUACCCUAUUUGAAGAAGACCGUUUGUUGCAGUUUCUUUCUGAUUAAGAAUAGAAUGUCGACCAUAAACAAGGACGAGACCGUCAAUGAAUCGAACUGUUCAGAAAGCAAACAACAUGAAGAGGAAGAGUUACAGAAGCUUCUAAUCCCUGAUGUACAGAAUCUUCCCCUCACUCCUCCUUCCGCGGUUGAAUCCAACUUUGCCAUUUACUUCGCUCUAGAUUUUAUGAAGCCGGCUCAUGAUCAGUACGUUUACCGCCAUGCCAAUGGCUUGUGCGUGAUUGGCUUGGCUCCUUCUCACGUUGCUUUCAAGGAUGAAGGUGGAAUCACAGCAGUUGAUUUCAAUGUUGGAAAGUCUGAUCGCAGCGGGGUGAAGGUCACUGGAAAGCGCAAGAAGAAUGCCCAGCACUUUGAGUCCAACACGGCUUUGUGUAAAGUUUCUACCAAAAAUGAUACUUAUAUUGUGAGAUGUUGUGUCAAGGGCUCCCUUUUGGAAGUGAAUCAACAAUUAAUCAAGCAGCCAGAUCUGCUUAAUGUUUCGGCUGACAGAGAAGGGUACAUUGCUAUUAUCAUGCCAAAACCUGCUGAUUGGCUCAAGGUCAAAGCUUCCUUUGUUAGUCAUCAGGAGUACAAGAAAUUGAGGGAAGUCAGUUGAAUCAGUAGCGUCCGGUGCCCUAUGAUGGCAUCAUAGAGAUUCUGUAAGAAGAAUGGUACCAUGUUGAAAGUGCUUACACGAUUUCCGCGGAUGAUGCUUCAUUUUGUGAGGUCCCAAACGCAUCAAGAUGGAUGAAAUUGAUAAUUUUUAGGUGCAGCAGAUGGUGAGAAACUUCAUACUCCGUGAGAUUGCUGCUUGCCAAGUGACGGGUCAUGUUAGAUUAAGAUAAAUCUAGCUCCAUAAGCAACCAUGAAUCUCAUGAUGAGCUAGUGGGCGACCAUUCUUUAGGAUUCUCUCUUUUUUUGUGCUAUUUUAUUUAUUACUGUUGUUAUCAUUAUUCAAAACUUGAAUCAUUUGAACGAUUUAAGUUAAUAAGAAAUGAUGAUGAUGAGUUUUGGCCACUUUCAUCACCUUUUAAGAUAAUUACUGACUAGAUUCUUGGAAAC
Abrus precatorius (Indian licorice) is the source of this 1141-nucleotide messenger RNA. Its product is annotated as FAM206 family protein. The record is from RefSeq and is a predicted model, not a curated record. NCBI's taxonomy places the organism in Eukaryota, Viridiplantae, Streptophyta, Magnoliopsida, Fabales, Fabaceae. The transcript has 6 exons. Bases 33 to 695 code for a protein of 220 amino acids. Gene Ontology annotation, cellular component: nucleus.